AUGGACGCGACCGACCCGUCUCCCGCACCAAAUGUCCUGGCGCAUUUGACCAAGGCCCCGAUCGCCGCGCUAUCUCCGACUCUCGAGCAGCCCGAAGAGAAGUGUAUCCUCGCGAAUGUGACGCUUGUAUGGCCAUACUCGUCCUCGACCCGGUCAAUCAGCCUUCUACUAUCCGAGCCGGAUUUCCGCCUGCGUCGCUCCAACGGCCAGGUCAAGGUCGUGUUCCAUUGGCACGUCGCUGAACGGGUUGCGGAAUCGCAUGUCGGGAUUGGUGACAGUGUGUGUCUUGCUUUGAGGGGCUCAAAGUGGGUUGCCAAUGAAACGGCGACACAGACGCCAGGGAAAUAUGUCGCGUGGGAUGCUCAUUUCGAAAGUGGCGUGUCUAUUGAGUCACAUGUGCCUGUGCCGAGUGUUGCUGAAUUCGCACCGCCCACAACCCCGGGUAGGAUCUCGAUGGAUCCCGAAAUCGACGGUGCUCCCGGUAUAGGUUCAUGGGGAUCUCCCGCAUUCUCAAAGUCGAGCCGGAAAUCAUUCGGCGAAGCUCUCGAUUCCGCUUUCGACCCGUUCGCGGAGGAAGAUGGGUCUGUUCCUGGGAAGGGAAGAAAGCGCCCUCGAUUCAGCUUGCGAAGAGAGGAAUGGCGGAUCGUGGAUGAGCCCGAGAGUCCCCGGGAACGAGAGGGCACAGUGGAUUGGGAACAUGAACUUGACGAAGAGGAAAAGUUGGAGAAAGAGGCCAACCAGGCGGAUACGAAUGUUGAACCCGAGAACGAUAUUCCGAUUCCCGAUGCUGUGGAGAAUUAUCACAGCCCGGAGCUUACAUCUUAUGAGAGUGCGCCAGUCUUCGCGAAGCCUUCCCUCGAACUUACCGGAAGCAUUCUCGAGAGGCGCGCGGAGCAAUCGGCUAAUACUGCGUCUUCUGGGCCUGUCAAUCUUGCCGAACAAGAUGAUUUGAGAGCGACAUUUCGUCUUCCUACAGAUACACCACAUCUUCAACCAAUUCCUUCCCCAGGACUCCCAAUCCCCUCGCCACUUGUUCCGAAUCAGAACCACCCCCAAGGCUACUUUUCAUCAAUGUCUGCUGCCACCCAGGCGCAAGAUAUCCCGUCUAUUCCCGAAGAGAUCAGACCCAAUACCACUACAAACUCGACCGUCUUACCUCGUCUCACCCCACCUUCCCCUCUUCAAGCGGCUGAUAUCUCUGCUGCGCAUGCUGAAACAGCACACCAGAACCCGCCGAUUGAUUCAUUUGAGCUUUUCACACAUCCCUCAGCGUCAACAUCAUUUCCAGGCCAUGUGCCGGCUGAGAUAAAUGGCGAAGUGCCGACUAGCUUUGAAGAGGAGGUCCAUCCCUUUGAAUCCAGAGGCAAUCUCGAGAUGCACACCGCAGAUAUUGACAUGGGGAAUGCCGAUGAUCAAAUGCAAUUUCCAAGUGCAGCAGAGGGAGUUAUCCGUCGGUCAGUAGAAGAAAAUGACCAAGAAGACUGGGGAGGUAACGAAAAGAACGAAGACGAGGACGAAGAAGCUGAAGAGGCACAAGGCAGCAACAUGGUAUCAAUGGAAGAGGAGGAGUUUGGUGCACAGGACGGUUUCCAACCAGAAGUACAACCGCAGGAUCUCCCGCACUCAACAUCUUCCCCGGAGCUGGAUGAAGAAAAUGGUGAUAUACCGGAGGCAGAAGAAGAACCGAGGGACUAUGAACCCGAAGCAAUUGAAAUUCCGGAAGACAAAGCCGAUGUAUCACCGGAGGUGAUGGUUCGCGAUCGUUCACACAGUCUAACCUACAGCGAGGACGAACGUGAUCCAGAAGCAGCAGACGAAGCACUUCAACACGAAGAAGCAUCUGAUUCUGCUUCGCCAGAUGACUAUGAUAAUGAUUUUCAAACUGAGGCGGAGGUUCCCGAGGAAUUGGGUUAUGAGUCUGAGGAAGAACACGACUCACUACCGCCGCCUACCCAGCAUGAGGUCAUUGUGCUGGACAGCGAUAGUGACGAUGAACUCGCUUCUGAGCAACCGGUGGCUACCCCAUCCCAGCCGCCACGCCCCCAAAACAGAUCAUAUCACGAGGGUCUGUCUACCCUUUCCGCAGUUGCAGAAUUUGCAAUGGAUGGAAAUGAUGAGGCCUGGUCAGUCAUUGGAGAAGAGUUAGAUAAUGAAGGACCCAAAAGUGAGGAGGAAGAUGAUGAUCAAGUUCACGAAACCGAUACAGACGAGUCAUCAGUGGACGAGUUGGCGCGAGAUCAUUAUGAUUUCCGAGGUCGCGAAGUCUCCGCUGAAGAUCAAGACGACGACCAAUCUAUGGAAGCGAAGUCGGAGGAAAUUGCGGCAAACAGUGGGGGGGUUCGACCUCGUUGCUGA
Penicillium alfredii is the source of this 2355-nucleotide messenger RNA. Its product is annotated as Telomere end binding protein. The transcript is spliced from 2 exons. NCBI's taxonomy places the organism in Eukaryota, Fungi, Ascomycota, Eurotiomycetes, Eurotiales, Aspergillaceae. The record is from RefSeq and is a predicted model, not a curated record. Bases 1 to 2355 code for a protein of 784 amino acids.